Molecule: messenger RNA, 4181 nt
Organism: Lytechinus pictus (painted urchin)
Lineage: Eukaryota; Metazoa; Echinodermata; Echinoidea; Temnopleuroida; Toxopneustidae
Product: heparan sulfate 2-O-sulfotransferase 1-like
Exons: 8
Coding region: 301-1305 (334 amino acids)
Cellular component (GO): membrane
Molecular function (GO): sulfotransferase activity
Source: RefSeq, a predicted model, not a curated record
UCAUUUGAAGAAGAAGAAGAAGAAGGCGAUCCUUCCAUUGAAGGAGGAUAACAGUACGUACGUCCUUCGUCUGUUGAAGAAUACCCCAAAUAAUCUGUGGAUCUUUUCAUUGGUCAUGUUUGUCAACCAGUCCCUUGCCACUGUGUCAACAGGUCAAUAAUACCAUGAAAGUGAGGGGGAAAUGCUUUGGGAUUAAAAGUUUGAUUUUCUUUUUCUCAAACAUUUUCGCAAGGUUGAACAUCUUGGUUGUGCCUGUAUAUUUGGCCCAAUGAAAAGGUAUCAACUUCAGUGUGUAUUAAGAUGAGGCCAUCAAGAAAGGACAUAGCAAUAUUCUUAAUAUCUUUCACGACCGGUGCGGUUGCUAUGUAUGGGUUGAAGGUCGGAUCGAAAGGGGCAACGCAAGUCCAGGAAUCAGCGAAUUUCGCAAUCAGAUCUCACCGGAGGAAAGACCCAGAUACACAUGAUGGCUCUCUCUCUCUUUCUGAUUCGACUGGAGGAUCCCGAUACGGUGACGUAGUGCUGGGAACGGAUUUGGUUGUAAUAUACAACAGCGUACCAAAAUGUGGAAGUCGGACUUUCGGAGAUACAAGCCGAAAGAUAUUCAAGAAACGUUCAAUAGAAGUUACACGCUACUCUCUCAGACAUGAGAAUAGAAUAGAAGGUGAUAGAAUACGCAGUAAGAGCGAGAUAAAACGCCUCAUACAAGGAGUUAAGAAGCCUGCCUAUGUCCAGGGGCAUGGGAUAUUCACGGCCUUCGAUGACAACCCCCGUCCUGUUUAUAUCAAUUUCAUACGAGACCCGGUUUCACGGAUGGUGUCUGCGUUCUAUUUCAGUCGUUAUGGAGACGGACAAAUCGCAAAGGUACCUUUAGGCGCUCGAAUGAUGAAUAUGUCUAUAGAAGAAUGCAUUGUGGGUAGACGAGACCAGUGUACUCAACCGAGCUACCCACAGAUUUUCUGCGGUUUUAACAACAGAUGCGGGAAAGACCUAAAAUGGGCGUUGGACCAGGCCAAGUCUAAUAUCGACAAAUAUUACACGUACAUCGGUAUUACUGAGGAUUAUGAAGCAUCUUUGAAGGUUUUUGAACAUGUUCUACCAGACUUGUAUUAUGGUACAACAGAGGUGUACCAAUCACUCCUACAAGAAGCAAACAACAGAGUGGUGGAAACGAAAACGAAAAACAAACAGCCGUUGUCUCAAGAACUCACGGACACUGUCAAAGUACUGCUAGCUAUCGACUACGAACUCUACGAUUAUAUUUAUAACAAACAUGUACAACUCAAAGAAAGAUUUGGAAUUGACUGACCCUGUAUUCACGCCAUUCAGACAACGAAAGUAAUCGCUCACAAUACAUACCAUGAUUGUGUAAAUAAUAAUAAAAUAAUAAUCCGCUUUUAUAUAGCGCUUAAUACAUCAGAACGACGUGUCUAUAAGCGCUUUACAGAUUCAUUAUUACCCCGGUCAUCGGAUUCAAUCAGUUAUUCCCGCACACAAUGUGUGCACAUCCUCCAUUCCCUUGGGAGUAUUCCAGUCAGUCGGCGGUGAGGCGCACACAGUAUACUGGGCAAGCUACAAUGACUUUCACAUCCUACCGGCUACCCAUUUAGCACCUGGCUCGAGAGUGGCAAAGUGUGGAUAAACGCCUUGCCAAAGGACGGCAGACCGCGGUGGGAUUCGAACAAACGACCCUCUGCUUACAAGGCGAGAGCCAGAACCACUACAUCACGGCUCCUCUAAAAUUAUUUUCCUUAUUUAUAAAUGUACAUAUAUGCUGUAAAAUGGUUAUGAAUACUUAAAAGAAAUCAAUGUGAUUUUAUUCGUGCGGUGCUACAUCAUUUGACACAUUAUUUUUACAUUCCCUUUUGUAAAAAAAAAAAAUCGUCAAGUAGUACAAGGCGUUUUUCUGCCGCGUCUGAAUGCUUCGUUUGUACGGUUAUACCCAGUGGUGUAUUGAGCCACAAAUUUUGAGCGGGGUAUAGAGACAGAGUAUUGGGAGACAUGUCUAAAGAAGCUGCAAGUGAUGCGAAGUGAGCGAGAAUGGUGACAUUUUUAAAUGCCAAAAUGUAAUUUAUUUAGUGAUAGUUGAAACUAAAAUCUCACCCUUUUAUUUUUUUCUUUUAUUUCUGCAUGUUGUUUCUCUUGAUUGUGAAACUAUGUGUGUGUGUGUUUGUAGAAGGGGUUAACCCCCUCUCUAGGUAUAAUCACUAGUAAUGAGGGGGAUAUGUUUUUAAAAUGGUCUCUACGUCUGCCUGGUUAAUUUCACACUUCAAUGGGAUAUUUUCUUAAACUAAAGGAUGUGCAGAGGAGUACCGCAGGGAUCCAUCUUGGGUCCAAAAAUAUUUUCCAUAUUUAUGAAUGAUGUGCCUAUAAAUGUACAGACUGAAAUGCUUUAAAAUAAAUAUGAAUUCUGAAAAAAACAAUGUGAUUUUAUUUGUGCGGUGCUGCAUCAUUUGACAUUCAUUUGACAAGUGGAGCGCCUCUGACAGUCUCACGUGAUUCAGUAUAGCAGCAGUGUUGACUUUGAAAUCUACUAUGAAAUAAUUAUUCACAAAAACACCAUUCAUGUAAUGAAACGAUAGUACGUUCAUUGACAAUAAAUGACAUUUGACCUUGAUCAUGCGACCUAAGACUUGUCAGUGAUACUUUAUUACAAACAAUAUAUGUAUAUAUAUAUAUAAACUUUCAAAGUUAUGACCUUGGUCAUGUGACCUGAAACUCAAGCAGGAUGUUCAAUAAUACCUGAUUAACUAUUUUGCCGAGUUUCAUGAACUAGGUCUACAUACUUUCUAAGUUAUGCUGUCAUUUCAAAAACUUGACCUUCGGUUAAGAUUUGGGGUUGACACCUCCGCCGUCGAAAAAGCGGCGCCUAUAGUCUCACUCUGCUAUGCAGGUGAGACCAAAUUUUUUUUUUGACUUCGUUAUUCUUUAUCUAAUUUUGAUGAAGCAUUAAGUAUGUGGUUGUACCUAGUCAAAUUAUUUUUAGCUCGAAGUAAUCGAUAUAUACUAUUCAGUCCCACGGACACCUCGCCCAUUCUUUUCCCUCUCUUUUUCUAUACCCAUACCCGUUUAUUUAUUUAGGAGUUCGAAUGGAACUAUGUUCAUUUGUUGAUGGAACUAGCUGGAUUGUGAUGAAAGAUUUCUGGGUUUUCCACGAAGGUACGAAAAGUUAUGAAUUUUCCUUCAAAUUUAAUGACUGUGUUGUUCGAAGUGAUAUAUUAUAAUAUUUAGAUAAAAAUAAUUGGUGAAUUUGCAUUUUUCCUUCGAGCAUUGAAGGCUUUAAUGAUAAGUUCUUCCUUAGACCAAGGUGUUUGAAUUAAUAAUUCUAUUUUUUUUGUCAAUAUGAUGUAUAGGACAUGUAUAGUUAAUCGAUUGUUCAAAUGUCUGUCAAUACGCUAAAUUUCCCUGUAAGCUUUAUAGAAAUCUAAAGAGUAUUAUGAUAUAGUUGAGUAGCUACUCAUGCAAAUGUAUGUUAUUAUUUAUUUUAGAUUGCAGUGUUGGGUACCGGAAUCUGACCUUAGAAAGCGAUUGUUUUGGUCCUUGGUAUGGUUUUUAACCUGAAUCUGCCCUAGUCGGGUGAGUCAAGAUGGCCGUACUUAAAAGAUAUGCAUUAUUUUUGGCCAUGCCUCUUAAAAGAUUGAGACGUGCAGUACUUUAACAAAAAUUAACGGGGUUUUUUGUGAUCGAUUACGAAAGUUUGAAUUCGUGUGAGAUAUAUAAAAGAUUGAUAUAUUAAGAAGAAUGUUUCCAAUGUUUGCUAUAUAAAUUGUGAAUUCAUAUAUUUUACAUUGAAAGAAAAUGAUUGCAAAGAGGUCAAUUUAAGCUUUAGAAAACAUAUACUAUCUAUGAUACUUGUGACUAUUUAAUUGUCGAUAGCUGAGUAAUAACUUGUUAUACACAUUAUUACUUUUCGAUUAUUAUCAAGCGCAGACUGUAACUAUCUAUGUGACUUAAAUUAUUAAAAAGAAUACACACAAUGCAGUGACCUGCUCAGUGAUCGAAACGUGUACUCGUAAUAUAAAGGGGAUAUACACAAUUUGGACAGGUAAAUGCUUUAUUACAUGCUGUAAUGAGAUGUGAACAUUAUACUCAUGUUCUUUAUUGUUUCUCUCUUUUCUGAUUGCAGAGGUUUUUCCUUUUUUGUUAUUUUCUGAACAACUGUUGUGCUCAAGUGGGAAAUUAAA